Mytilinidion resinicola is the source of this 2235-nucleotide messenger RNA. RefSeq names its product G-patch domain-containing protein. Gene Ontology annotation, molecular function: nucleic acid binding. The record is from RefSeq and is a predicted model, not a curated record. Lineage: Eukaryota; Fungi; Ascomycota; Dothideomycetes; Mytilinidiales; Mytilinidiaceae. The transcript has a single exon. Gene Ontology annotation, biological process: spliceosomal complex disassembly. The annotation marks the transcript as partial. Gene Ontology annotation, cellular component: U2-type post-mRNA release spliceosomal complex.
CCCCCCAAUCCACUCGACCUCUCCGCCAUGGAGCGUCCGGCCUUCAAGCGCAAAGGCGACUUCAGCGAUGCCGCCAGUCGCAAGAGCGCGAAGAACGGUGACGGCGACCACGCCGGCGCAAAGCCCAAGAUGUCGUUCGCCGAGAAGAUGAUGGCCAAGAUGGGAUACCAGGAGGGCCAGGGCCUCGGAAAAACCGGCGAGGGAAUUCUGAAUCCGAUCGAGGUCAAGCUACGGCCCCAAGGCGCCGGUGUGGGCGCCGUCAAGGAAAAGACUGCACAGGCAAAGGCCGAAGCCAAACGGGCUGCCGAGCAACGAGGAGAGGAAUACGAGGACUCGUCGGAAGAGGAGCGCAAGGCCAGAAAGCGGCGAAAAGAGAUCAUUAGGUCUGGAAAUGCCAGCGGCGCCAGUACGCCCGGCGGAUUCGGGCGAACGAAGACCAAGUACAGGACCGCCGCCGAUAUUGAAGCUGCCUCCGAUGGCUUGCACGUCCCGAAUGUUCUCAAAUCGUUGAUCGAUGCGACGGGCAAGGAGGCAAGGCUGCUCACAUCCACGGCGGGAUUGAUGACUCCGUUGGGCGGCACAUCAGACACCGAAGCUGAAAAACUAGCGAGGAAGGCCAGAAUGGAGCUGGAGGCUUUCGCCGACGCCUGGAAUGAUGUUACGGAGAAGAAGAAAUUCUUGUUCCUCGAAGAAGACCAGCUGCAGCAGGAGAUCGAGGCACAGCAGGAAGAGAUUCGAAAGGUCAAAGGAGUCACAGAAGCAAUCGCUGCUUUGGGCCAACUAGAUCUAAACAAGGCGAGCACGGCCGAUGAAGCGGCUAACAAGUGGACUGAAGUGGUCUCCCAGCUCGACACUAUCCAGUUCGAGUUUCGAAACGAGAUUCAAAAUUUCGGUCUCUCGGAAGCCGCCGUGGCUGCAAUUCAUCCUCUAUUUAAGCAAGAAAUGCUCGACUGGGACCCAUUGGAGAACCCGAUGCAUCUUGUUCCUCAUAUUCAUCGGCUACGCACAAUACUUGGAAUAACCACCAAGGACACAGUUGCUGUGCUCAACGGCGGCGACACAUUCGACAUCGGUCGACGCCACAAAUCCACCACUGCUUACGAAACCAUGAUCUAUACUCUCUGGCUGCCAAAGGUUCGCACCGCAGUGACGAACGAGUGGGAUGUCUAUAAACCUACGACACUGAUCGCGCUUGUCGAGGCCUGGAAAGACAUUCUUCCGCCAUUUGUUUACCACAACGUUCUAAACCAGCUUAUCGUACAAAAGCUUACGACUGCUGUGCACAAUUGGAACCCUCGCACAUCACUGAAAAAGAGAUCCUCAACACCGCUCCCUCAUGUUUGGCUUUUUCCUUGGUUGCAAUAUCUCUCAGAUCAUCACACGGAUCCUCGGAGCUCCUCCGGCCUUCUUGUGGACGUUAAGAGGAAGUUCCGACUCUCUUUGGAUACCUGGGAUCUCUCACGCGGUGUCAUGCCAGGCUUGGAGAACUGGCGAGAAGUUCUCCGCGGCGAACUUGACAACGCGCUCGUCCGGCAUCUCCUGCCACGUCUCGCUCUUCUGCUCACUUCGGACUUCGAAGUCGACCCUUCGGACCAAGACUUGAAGCCUCUUGAGCGAGUGAUAGCAUGGAACUCCUUUUUCAAAGCCAGCGUCCUGGCACAGCUGUUCCUUGCUGAGUUCUUCCCCAAGUGGCUUACCGUGUUGCAUCAAUGGCUCACGGCUGAUCCAAAUUACGAAGAAGUUGGGCAAUGGUUUACAUGGUGGAAAAGCUACUUCCCCGACGAAAUAAACUCUACUCGAGCAGUCGCAGAGAUGUGGGAUAAAGGACUUGCGAUGAUGAACGAAGCACUGGAUCUUGGAGACCGUGCUAAGGCCGAAUUGGCGCCACCAAGAGCGGGCCCACCUGUGGCUGGUCCACCUGGAACCCCGAAAGCACCGGGAAUUGCGAGAAAAGACCCACGAUCGGCGCGUAAAGAAGUGGUGGAAGAGGCUACAUUCAAGGACGUCGUCGAAGCUUGGUGCAGCGAAGAGAACCUGCUUCUCAUACCCCUGCGCGAGGCCCACGCGACCACCGGCCUCCCUCUCUUCAGGGUCACAGCGAGCGCGACCGGCAAGGGUGGGGCGUUGGUAUACCUAAAAGGCGACGUCGUCUGGGCGCAGAACAAGAAGGAAAAGAGUGUAUGGGAACCGAUCGGGCUUGAGGAGGCGUUGGUGCAGAAGGCGGAAGGGAAAUGA